This is a messenger RNA of Capsella rubella, 2113 nucleotides long. Its product is annotated as high affinity nitrate transporter 2.6. The record is from RefSeq and is a predicted model, not a curated record. Gene Ontology annotation, cellular component: plant-type vacuole membrane; plasma membrane. The transcript has a single exon. NCBI's taxonomy places the organism in Eukaryota, Viridiplantae, Streptophyta, Magnoliopsida, Brassicales, Brassicaceae. The coding region runs from base 136 to 1773 and encodes 545 amino acids. Gene Ontology annotation, molecular function: nitrate transmembrane transporter activity. Gene Ontology annotation, biological process: nitrate transmembrane transport; cellular response to nitrate.
AUCUUUCUCUAUAUAUACCUAUCCAACUUCUCUUCUCCAACUUACACCAACAACAAAGAAGAAGAAGAAGAACAAAAACCUUCUUUUUCAAUCGUUUUAAGUCUUUCUCUCAUUUUCUUUGAAGUAAAAGAUCAAAUGGCUCACCACCAUUCUAAUGAAGAAGGUGGCUCUAUUGGAACUUCCUUGCAUGGAGUCACAGCAAAGGAGCAAGUCUUCUCCUUCUCUGUACAAGACGAAAGUGGCCCUUCCUCCUCUCGAGCCGUCCGGUCAGAUGUUACAAUGGCUAAGUUUGCCUUACCGGUGGAUUCGGAGCAUAGGGCAACAGUGUUCAAACCAUUAUCAUUCGCUAAACCACACAUGAGAGCUUUCCAUUUAGGAUGGAUCUCUUUCUUCACUUGCUUCAUCUCCACCUUCGCGGCUGCACCUCUAGUCCCUGUCAUCCGUGACAACCUUGACCUGACCAAAACUGACAUCGGAAAUGCCGGGGUUGCUUCUGUUUCCGGUGCCAUUUUCUCAAGACUCGCUAUGGGGGCUGUAUGUGACUUACUAGGGGCACGUUACGGGACUGCCUUCUCUCUUUUGCUCUCGGCUCCGGCUGUUUUCUCCAUGUCGUUUGUAGCUGAUGCGGGAAGUUACUUAGCCGUGCGGUUCAUGAUUGGUUUUUGCUUAGCGACGUUCGUGUCAUGCCAAUACUGGACAAGUGUUAUGUUCACCGGAAAGAUUAUAGGACUCGUUAACGGAUGUGCCGGAGGGUGGGGAGAUAUGGGAGGCGGAGUGACUCAGCUACUCAUGCCAAUGGUCUUUCACGUCAUCAAACUCGCCGGAGCCACUCCCUUCACCGCAUGGAGGUUCGCUUUCUUCAUUCCGGGCAUACUUCAGAUCCUUAUGGGCAUUCUUGUCCUCACUCUUGGCCAAGAUCUCCCUGAUGGUAACCUUAGUACCCUCCAAAAGAGUGGACAAGUUUCCAAAGACAAAUUCUCAAAGGUGUUCUGGUUUGCUGUGAGGAACUAUAGAACAUGGAUCUUAUUCGUUCUCUAUGGAUUCUCUAUGGGAGUUGAAUUAACGAUUAACAAUGUUAUAUCUGGAUACUUCUACGAUAGGUUUAACCUUACACUUCACACAGCUGGUAUUAUAGCAGCCAGCUUUGGUAUGGCAAACUUCUUUGCUCGUCCCUUUGGUGGUUACGCCUCAGAUGUAGCUGCAAGGCUCUUCGGCAUGAGGGGACGGUUAUGGAUCUUGUGGAUCUUACAAACUGUUGGAGCUCUCUUUUGCAUCUGGCUCGGCCGUGCUAGUUCACUUCCUAUAGCUAUCUUAGCCAUGAUGCUCUUUUCCAUUGGCACACAAGCUGCUUGUGGAGCACUCUUUGGUGUUGCCCCUUUUGUCUCCCGCCGUUCUCUGGGACUUAUCUCGGGAUUAACUGGCGCUGGUGGAAAUUUCGGGUCCGGAAUUACUCAACUUCUUUUCUUCUCCUCGUCGAGGUUUACUACAGCUGAAGGACUAUCAUUGAUGGGUGUUAUGGCUGUCGUGUGUUCCCUUCCCGUGGCGUUUAUACAUUUUCCUCAGUGGGGAAGCAUGUUCUUGAGGCCAUCGCAAGACGGAGAGAAAUCAAAGGAGGAGCAUUACUAUGGCGCGGAAUGGACAGAGGAAGAAAAGAGCUUAGGACUACACGAGGGAAGCAUCAAGUUUGCUGAAAACAGCCGGUCAGAGAGAGGUCGUAAGGCGAUGUUGGCCGAUAUUCCAACACCAGAGGCUGGAUCUCCAGCUCAUGUCUAGUGAAAGGAUAGUCACAUUACAUCUUUUUCCACAUAUAAAUAACCCUCAAAAGCUAGCUUUAUAUUUCCUUGUUUUAUGUUCCUCUUAUGAGAUGUACCGUGUAAGAUCCUAACUUGAUAAGUAAGGUUCAGUGAGCCCGGUGCUCAUGAUGUACAAUGUCGUUUUGAUAAAAAGGCUUAUGCAUCAAAUUUUCUCUCUGUUCUAUUCAAAGCCAUGUCUUUUAAGAUCUCCCAAAAUCAAACUUUUCAGUUAAAGAAUCCAUCAAUUAUUGAAAAAGAGACGAGUGUUUUAGGCACAACUAGGCAUACCUUAAAGAGUCUACAUGAGGAACGUCUUUCUU